Messenger RNA from Ostertagia ostertagi, 705 nucleotides. The record is from the annotation of a GenBank genome assembly. Lineage: Eukaryota; Metazoa; Nematoda; Chromadorea; Rhabditida; Trichostrongylidae.
AUGCUGCGUUAUGCAGCUCAUCGUGCGUUAUCUUCAGCUGCUGCUCGUGCAGUUGAAGCAUCACCUUCGACAACGGAACAUAGUUUGGGAUCAGGGUUUGAUGUUGAAGAACCGGUAGCGCCUAAUCCAUAUCUUUGCUUGUUCCCGUCUCCUAAAGUGGUUGUUCCCAGUUUCGAGUUGACACGAAGAGUGGGGACAUUUUUGUCACAAGGUAUUUAUCAGUUGUGGUAUGAAAAGGCGUAUAAUUUGGAAAGAUUCAUUCUAGCUGCUAACGAGGGCACCUCAGUCAUUGGAGAAUGUAUUGCUAACGAGGAAUGGAGUCGUAUGAGUGUGGUGGCAUCGGCGAUUCUUGUUGAACAAGCAAAACUAGCUAGACGCAGAUGCACUAGUGAACAACUGGAUAUGCUCCGAUUUCAUCCUAAUGAUGUUAUUUUGUCAUUUCUGCAUUCGUCUUUCAUAUCGGCAAGGAAUUUUAUGACGAAAGAUGUGCAAAGUGUUUUGUGUAUCUAUUUUACGGUCGCAUCCUUCGUACGGAUGAAUGACUCUGUUCCAUAUGAUGCUACUAUGACACAACUUCUAAAUAAGUACAAAAAUAAUGUCAUCGUUUCAAACGUCACGUUUGCUCGUAAUUUGAGUCCAUUGGGUCAAUGGAAAGCGACAGCAGUCAAUUUCUUCUCACUUGAUGAAGCAAGCAAGAGCCAAUAA